Molecule: messenger RNA, 2696 nt
Organism: Melozone crissalis (California towhee)
Lineage: Eukaryota; Metazoa; Chordata; Aves; Passeriformes; Passerellidae
Product: zinc finger protein 271-like
Exons: 3
Coding region: 310-1683 (457 amino acids)
Biological process (GO): central nervous system development; regulation of transcription by RNA polymerase II
Cellular component (GO): nucleus
Molecular function (GO): RNA polymerase II cis-regulatory region sequence-specific DNA binding; DNA-binding transcription factor activity, RNA polymerase II-specific
Source: RefSeq, a predicted model, not a curated record
CAGAGCCGCGCGGGCCGGGGCCGCUAUGGAAACCCCACCCUAGGGCAGAGCGCGGCGCCUUUUGGGUGCCGGCACUGCCCGGGCCGUGCUGGGAGCGGAGGAGGAGCGGGAGGAAGAGGCGGGACAGAGAAAGAGGAAAAGGAAGAAGACGAGCAGGAACUGGAGAAAGAGACGGGCAAGGAAGAGCAGCAGCAUCAGCAACACCACGCGGUUCCCCCGCUCAGGCCGCAGCUCCCCCGGCUCCUGCUGCAUCGCCCUCCUCGCCUCCAGAACCCGCAGCAGGAUUUCCCGUUCCUAAACCUUGGCCGGAUGGAGGAAGAGGAGGCUGCGAGGAAGAGGAAGAUGUCCCGGGAGCCCCAGGCAGACCAGGAGCUGAGGAUGGAGACCAGGGAGGAUGAGUCACCACAGCAGAACCUUGUGGAUGAGGCCAUUUUGAGCAGCUCCACAGCACAGGAAUCUAACGGGGAAGAAAAGCCCCGGAGAUCCCUCACGAGGAGGGGCUGCAAACGCAGAUCACGGGGAUCUGAGGAGGAAAGACCCACCCUGGGCCGGGGAGGCGGCCAGAGUUCGGAGGUGGGGGUCCAUGAGCAGCUUCAGGAUGGGGAGAAGCCCUACAAGUGCUCAGAAUGUGGGAAGAGCUUCAGCCAGAGAUCCUCCCUGAUCCGCCAUUGGAGAAUCCACACUGGGGAACGGCCCUAUGAGUGUGGGCAGUGUGGGAAGAGCUGCAGAGAUAACUUUGACCUGAUCAACCACCAGAGGAGCCACACGGGAGAACGGCCGUAUGAGUGUGGGGAAUGUGGGAAGAGCUUUCAGAGAAGCUCCACUCUUCUGAAGCAUCAGCGGACACACACAGAUGAGAGGCCCUAUGAGUGUCCCAAAUGUGGGAAGAGGUUUCAGACAAGCUCCCAUCUGCUCACACACGAGCGGAUUCACACAGAUGAGAGGCCCUUCCGCUGCCCCGACUGCCUGAAGGGCUUCAAAUAUAACCCCGACCUCAUCAAGCACCGGCGCAUCCACACCGGGGAGAGGCCCUACGCGUGUCCCGAGUGUGGGAAGAGAUUCACCCAGAAGUCGAACCUGAUUGUCCACAAGAGGAUCCACACCGGCGAGAAGCCCUAUGAGUGUGGGCUGUGUGGGAAGAGAUUCAGCCAGAGCUCUGAACUGAUGCUUCACCAGAGGAUCCACACUGGGGAACGGCCUUACGAGUGUCCCGACUGUGGGAAGACCUACAGCCGGAGCGAUCACCUGAUGAUCCACCAGAGGAGCCACACUGGGGAGCGGCCCUACGAGUGUGGGGAGUGUGGGAAGAGGUUUCAAAGCAGCUCGGAUGUCCUCGUACAUCAGCGCAUUCAUACAGAUGAGAGACCCUUCCGCUGCCCUGACUGUGGGAAGGGCUUCAAGCACAACUCCACCCUGGUCACCCACCAGCGCAUCCACACUGGGGAGAGGCCCUACAAAUGUCCCCAGUGUGGGAAGACCUUCAGCCAGAGGUCAGCCUUGACCCAACACGAAUGGAGGCACCACUCGGAAAGCCCUGUGAGUGCCCCAAGUGUGCCCCAAGUGUGCACUGCUACAGUUCCCCAAGUGUGCACUGCUACAGUUCCCCAAGUGUGCACUGUUACAGUUCCGUACCCCAUGGCAGUGUUUGUGCUGCAUGCUGUCCAGUGGGCAGAGCCCCAGUGAUCUGCGGUGCUGGUAAGCUGUGUUGGGAAGACACCUCGCUGGGGGCUCCACCUCUUAAUGGCUCCAUGUGGCCUUGAUUAUCUUUUAAUUUCUCUCUGUCCUUUCAAAACACCCCAAACCAGGAUAAAAAUAAAAACAUUGAACUAAGACAAGGAUGAGGACAUGUGGGGAUCUUCCAGGGGAUAUGGGGGCUGCUAUGUUCCAGGGAGUUGAGGGUUCCUGGGUGGGACUUGGGGGCUGCUCUGGGCUUUGGGCACCCCAGGCUGAGUGACUCUGGCUGCACUGGGAGAGCAUGGCAGAGUUUCUUGGGUAGCUGAUCAAGGACCCCCUGUCCUGGAACUGUCCCCAUGACUCCCUGUCCUGGUUCCCCACAUCACCUGUCCACAAUCCCCCUCUCCCUGCUGUCACUCCCCUUGCUCCCCACCCGUUCCCAUGUCACUGCACUUCUUGUCCCGUCCAGCUACCAUCCCAGUCUGGAUCCCAUUCCCAGUCUCAUUCCCCGUCCCGGUCCACUAUUUGUCUGGUUGCCGUUCCUAUAUUUCCAGGCCUACAUUCCCGGUCCCACUGCCGAUUGUGCGUCCGUUCCCAUAUUUCCCUUUCUAUGUUCCCAGUCCCAUUCCUGUAUUCCCGUUUGCGAUCCUGGUCUCAUCUUCCUAAUCCCCAUCUCAUAUUCUCUCUCCAGUUGCGGUUUCCAUAUUCCCUGUCCUGGUCCCAUAUUCCCAUUCCCGCUCCCUGUCCCCUCUCAUCGGACGACGCCGCCAUUGCUCCGACCCUCACGUGACCGAGGAAACCCCGCGCUGCUCCCGCCCACCAAUCCCAGUGCGCGAUCUCUCCUGUAUUUGCGUAACCACGCCCUUCGGUUUGGCCCCUCCCACCGCCGGCUGCAGCCGCCUCCGGGCGCUGUUUGCUCCCAGUUCCCUCCCAGUGCUCCCAGUAAGAGCGGGACUGGCAGGGAAAGCGCUCCCAAUUCCUUCCCGCGGCUCUCAGGAUUCCACCCAGUGUUCCCAGUAUCA